AUGCACUCACAAUACUUUCUCGCUACUCUCACCCUUGCGCUGCCAGUCCUCGCGAGUACCUCCUCCGCAUACACCAAACUUGGCUGCUACUCUGAAGUCCCAGAUCUAAAGGGCGACUCCACCAACGCCUACCAGGCCUACGGGCAAUGUCUGAACCAGUGCUCCACGGAUAACUACAAGAUUGCCGUCCUGAGUAAGGGCAACCACUGCUCCUGCAGCAACGCCGUACCCCCAUCCUCGGCCAAGGUCAGUGAUGACAAGUGCAACAACGUUUGUCCCGGGUAUCCCAUGGACUAUUGUGGCGGCGACGGCACAUACAUGGUCCUCAGCACUGGCGAAUCUGCCGCCGUCUCGGAGUCUGAUGGCGGUGCGGCGGCGACGCCAACUGCUGCAACCGCUGCUGGUGGUAUCGUCGUUGCGGCGACGAAUGCCAAUCUCACUGCUACCACUGUCCCAACGAGUAUUCUGACUGCACCGGGCACUAUGAUUUCCAAGGCUGGUGUUAGCGGUGCAGCCUCUAGCUCGGCGACUGCCACGGCUGCUAGCUCCAGUGCAUCGGCAUCGCCUACCAACAAUGCUGCUGUCUCUUUGCGUGGUGGGUCGUCUAUCGCUGGAGUACUGGUUGCCGGUUUGGGUUUGCUCCUGUAA
Penicillium subrubescens is the source of this 648-nucleotide messenger RNA. Its product is annotated as WSC domain-containing protein. The coding region runs from base 1 to 648 and encodes 215 amino acids. The transcript is spliced from 2 exons. The record is from RefSeq and is a predicted model, not a curated record. Lineage: Eukaryota; Fungi; Ascomycota; Eurotiomycetes; Eurotiales; Aspergillaceae.